Messenger RNA from Talaromyces amestolkiae, 3351 nucleotides. RefSeq lists its product as uncharacterized. Gene Ontology annotation, molecular function: ATP binding; mismatched DNA binding; ATP-dependent DNA damage sensor activity. Gene Ontology annotation, cellular component: nucleus. Bases 1 to 3351 code for a protein of 1116 amino acids. The transcript has a single exon. Gene Ontology annotation, biological process: mismatch repair; mitotic recombination. NCBI's taxonomy places the organism in Eukaryota, Fungi, Ascomycota, Eurotiomycetes, Eurotiales, Trichocomaceae. The record is from RefSeq and is a predicted model, not a curated record.
AUGCCCUCCCAAUCAUCCCCACCAUCCUCCUCGCCGGCAUUGAAGCGCAAACAACAGACCAUAUCGAGCUUCUUCACGAAGAAACCAUCCGCAAAGGACCAAAAGGGAGGAGAGGGACCUUCCUCCAGUCAAUCCACCACAAAAGCCGAAGCCGAACAAACCAAGACGAUCCCCUCGGGUAAAGAGAAUGCCGUCUUUGUCGAUGAAACGUUUAGUCGAAUAUCGGACGACAAAGGAGAAGAUGAAGACGAUCUCGUCCUGCCGGCGCCGAAACGAGUCAAGGUUGACAUUGGAAAGGAGACUCGAGCGGAGGCUAAUAACGUCCUGAACUCGUCGCAGCGUACGGAUAGAUUCAAGUUCAAUAGCUCUCAACCGGUUACCGAAGACCAGGGAGAUACAUUAGAUGAACGAUCCCGCAAAGAGAAGGAGAGACUACACCAGAAAUUCGUCAGGCGGCUAGGCGGACCAGAUUGUCUCAUUGGUAUCAACAAAACUGCUACAGGUACAGAAGAGGGACCUACAGAGGGCGACGAAGAUGCGGAGGAAGAUGAAGAGCCUGCUCCUCCGCCACCGCCAAAAGGCAGACAGACGAAAAAGACCGGGUCAAAACUCACGCCAAUGGAAAAACAGGUCAUUGACAUCAAACGCAAACAUAUGGAUACUUUGCUUGUCGUCGAAGUGGGCUAUAAGUUUCGAUUCUUUGGCGAAGAUGCUCGGACCGCCGCGAAGGAGUUGAGUAUUGUAUGUAUACCAGGCAAGAUGAGGUUCGACGAGCACCCCUCUGAAGCGCAUUUGGAUCGAUUCGCGUCUGCGAGUAUACCAGUCCAUCGGUUACAUGUACAUGUGAAACGGCUGGUUACGGCGGGACACAAAGUCGGUGUUGUGCGGCAGUUGGAGACGGCGGCACUCAAGGCAGCGGGUGAUAAUCGAAACGCGCCAUUUGUGCGCAAGCUGACGAAUGUGUAUACGAAAGGGACGUAUAUUGAUGAUGCGGAAGGGUUGUCGGCGCCGGCUGCUGCUUCGGCGGGKGCCACACCGGCAACCGGGUAUCUAUUGUGCAUUACAGAAUCGAAUACGAGCGGUAGUGAUGAGAAGGUGCAUGUUGGUAUAGUCGCUGUUCAGCCAGCGACAGGUGAUAUCAUUUAUGACGAGUUUGAAGAUGGAUUCAUGAGAGGGGAGAUCGAGACGAGACUACUACAUAUAGCCCCCUGUGAGAUCUUGAUUGUCGGUGAGCUCACGAAAGCCACGGAUAAGUUGGUCAAGCAUCUCUCGGGCAGCAAAAUGAACGUCUUUGGUGAUAAAGUUCGCGUCGAACGAACUGCACGAUCAAAAACAGCUGCAGUAGAAGGGCACAGCCGCGUUUCGAGUUUCUACGCGGAAAAGCUCAAAUCAACAAACGCUGAUGACGAUAGCAGAGCAAGCGCACUUUUGGAAAAAGUUCUGCAACUGCCCGAUCAAGUUACGAUUUGUCUAUCUUCUAUGAUUGAUCAUUUGUCAGAAUACGGACUCGAGCACGUAUUUGAUCUGACCAAAUAUUUCCAAUCGUUCUCGGCACGAUCUCAUAUGCUCUUAAAUGGCAAUACAUUGACCAGCUUAGAGAUUUAUCAAAACCAGACAGAUUACUCGAGUAAAGGUAGUUUGUUCUGGACUAUGGACCGAACACGAACCCGUUUUGGUCAGAGACUACUUCGAAAAUGGGUAGGAAGGCCGUUGCUGGACAGAAAACAACUAGAAGCCCGAGUGGGUGCUGUGGAAGAGCUGUUAAAUUCCGAGCAGAACAUGCUCACCGAAAGACUGAAAGACUUGCUUGGCAAGGUCAGAAGCGAUCUCGAGAGAAGCUUGAUUCGUAUCUAUUACGGAAAGUGUACUCGGCCAGAGCUACUCACGGUCCUCCAGACCUUGCAAAUGAUUGCAAACACAUUUGCCCACAUAAAAUCCCCCGAAGACACUGGUUUUGAAUCGACUAUGAUUAGUGAAGCCAUUGCUGCACUUCCUACGAUUCAGGAAGACGUGGUCAUGUUUCUUGACAAGAUCAAUAUGCAUGCAGCAAAGCACGACGAUAAAUACGAGUUCUUCCGCGAGUCUGAAGAGUCAGACGACAUCACCGAACAAAAACUGGGUAUAGCUAGUGUCGAGCAUGACCUAGAGCAGCAUAGGUCUGUUGCUGCUGAGGUAUUGGGCAAAAAGAAGGUCGAAUAUGUGACUUCAGCGGGUAUUGAGUUUCUGAUUGAAGUUGAUAACAAUUCAUCACAAUUAAAGCGUGUGCCUGCUUCAUGGGCCAAGAUCAGUGGGACUAAGAAGCUAUCGCGUUUCCAUACCCCGGAUGUCAUUCAGCUGAUUAGACAGCGAGAUCAGCACAAGGAGGCACUUGCAGCUGCAUGCGAUAAAGCGUACAUGAGACUCUUAGCUGAGAUAUCUACUAGAUACCAGUCAUUUCGGGAUUGCAUUCAGUCUCUGGCAUUGCUAGAUUGUUUAUUUUCUCUCGCUGCUGUUGCCACUCAGCCGGGAUACACGAAGCCUCAAUACACGGACGAAACUCGCAUUGUGGUUGAACAAGGUCGCCAUCCAAUGGUCGAGCAAAUUUUACUCGAUACCUACGUUCCUAACGACACAAACCUUGCUACGGACGAAACGCGUGCUCUUCUUGUCACUGGUCCUAAUAUGGGUGGAAAAUCGAGCUAUGUCCGGCAGAUAGCAUUGAUAGCGAUUAUGGGUCAGAUUGGAUCUUUUGUGCCCGCCAAAUCAGCUACGCUGGGCAUGCUAGACGCAGUCUUCACUCGUAUGGGCGCAUUCGAUAACAUGCUUACUGGUGAAUCAACAUUUAUGGUUGAAUUAUCUGAAACAGCAGAUAUUCUCAAACAAGCAACACCUCGCUCCCUAGUCAUUCUCGACGAGCUAGGACGUGGAACAUCAACACAUGACGGUGUCGCAAUCGCUCAAGCCGUACUGGAUUACAUGGUCCGCUCCAUCCGCAGCCUAACACUAUUCAUCACCCACUACCAAAACCUCUCCGUCAUGACCAAAUCCUUCCCAAACAGUGAGCUCCGCAACGUCCACAUGCGCUUCACCGAGUCCGGAGGCGAUAAAGAAGGCGAAGAAGAGAUUACAUUUCUGUACGAGGUUAGUGAGGGCGUUGCGCAUCGCAGUUAUGGUCUUAAUGUCGCACGACUGGCGAAUCUGCCGCAUUCGGUGCUGGAUCUGGCAAGGACGAAGAGUAGUGAGCUGGAGGAAAAGAUUAAGCGCAGAAGACUUGCCAAUGUUGUCAAGAGUGUCGGGGGGAUUUUGUCUGAUGAAACGAAGUCUGAGGAUGCGGCGAUUGAGAAGCUUGUUGGGUUUGCAGAUCAGCUUUGA